AAAGGGACCCAGAACUCCUUGACAUUAAAGAAGAACCAGUCUGGACCACUGAAGAGACAAAGCAGGCUGAUGGACUGGAGGAGGAAAUCACCACCUACCAAAUGACCACACUUAAUGUAAAGACGGAAGAAGAUGAAGAGAAAUAUCCGUCCCCACAACUUCAGAAGCAAACUGAAGAAAACACAGUAGCAGAUCUUCCAAACAGCAGCUCAGCUGAACAGAUUAAAGAACAAGCCAGAAACCCAAGUCAAAAUACUAGUGGAACAAGUUGUGCAUCAUCUGAAACCGAGGUCAGUGAGGAUGAAGAUGCCAGUUAUGAUGAUUAUCGGAAAUCUUUGUCAGAUUCUGGAUCUGAAAUCGGAGACAGGGGCAGUGGUUGUCAGAUGAGCAAGGCACCAACGACAAGUGAAAAAAGCGAUAUAACAUGUAAUGCUGCCAAAAUAGUCUUUAGCUGCUUUGAAUGUGGAAAAGAAUUUCUUACUAAGUGGUCUCUCCAAAGACACAUGAGAAGUCAUCCAGUAAACAGGUCAUCAAGGUGUCUGACAAAGAAUGAGUGUUUGAAAAUGAGUCAAAAAUUAGAUACAAAGAUGAGAGUCCACACAGGAGAGAAGCCAUUUGGUUGUGAUGUUUGUGGUAAAAGGUAUAAGCAGCAUUGCGAUCUUAAAACACACAUGAGAGUCCACACAGGAGAGAAACCAUUUGGUUGUGAAGUUUGUGGUAAAAAGUAUAAGCAGCAUGGCCAUCUUAAAACACACAUGAGAGUCCACACAGGAGAGAAGCCAUUUGGUUGUGAUGUUUGUGGUAAAAGGUAUAAGCAGCAUUGCGAUCUUAAAACACACAUGAGAGUCCACACAGGAGAGAAACCAUUUGGUUGUGAAGUUUGUGGUAAAAAGUAUAAGCAGCAUGGCCAUCUUAAAACACACAUGAGAGUCCACACAGGAGAGAAACCAUUUGGUUGUGAAGUUUGUGGUAAAAAGUAUAAGCAGCAUGGCCAUCUUAAAACACACAUGAGAGUCCACACAGGAGAAAAGCCAUUUGGUUGUGAAGUUUGUGGUAAAAGGUAUAAGCAGCAUUGCGAUCUUAAAACACACAUGAGAGUCCACACAGGAGAGAAACCAUUUGGUUGUGAAGUUUGUGGUAAAAAGUAUAAGCAGCAUGGCCAUCUUAAAACACACAUGAGAGUCCACACAGGAGAAAAACCAUUAGGUUGUGAAGUUUGUGGUAAAAGGUAUAAGCAGCAUAGCGAUCUUAAAACACACAUGAGAGUCCACACAGGAGAGAAGCCAUUUGGUUGUGAUGUUUGUGGUAAAAGGUUUACACAGCAUUUUAAUCUUAAACGACACAUGAGAGUCCACACAGGAGAAAAGCCAUUUGGUUGUGAAGUUUGUGGUAAAAGGUAUAAGCAGCAUGGCCAUCUUAAAACACACAUGAGAGUCCACACAGGAGAAAAGCCAUUUGGUUGUGAAGUUUGUGGUAAAAGGUUUACACAGCAUUUUAAUCUUAAACGACACAUGAGAGUCCACACAGGAGAGAAACCAUUUGUCUGUGAAUCUCUGGGUUAAGAUUUUGAUAUGUCAUUGGUCUUAAGACAUGCAUAAAACAUAGAAUAAGAAGUGCAUAUUUACAGAUAGACGUGAAAGAUUAGCUGUAUGUAUUGAACAAAAAAUGAGAAAUUUGAAAAAAAAUUGUAUUGAACUGUAUUUUAUAAGAAAUACUCAGUAUUGUAUUGUAGUGUUUUAUUUUUUAUUUACUGUUAUUUCUUCUUUUUUUAUCCAUGAAGGCAUUCAAAAUAAGGUACCAUAAUCUCUGCAACAACAAUUAAAGCAGCAAAUAUUAGAACAUAGAUCUGCUGAUCUCAGAUCUUCAGAGGUUUAUCAUUACAAAUACGCCACUUGUACACUGUUUAUGAAAGUACUAAAAUGUAAUUCUGUUGUUUUUCUGAAGUUGUUCAUCUAAGUAUAUUAAAAGUAACUGUUCUUAGAUACUUUUAUGAUUGUCUGUUAAUUAGAACUGUGAUGUUUAAAUAAAGAUGUUCAUAAACAAAAGCUAA
Messenger RNA from Melanotaenia boesemani (Boeseman's rainbowfish), 2050 nucleotides. Its product is annotated as gastrula zinc finger protein XlCGF57.1-like. The record is from RefSeq and is a predicted model, not a curated record. The transcript has 2 exons. Bases 102 to 1562 code for a protein of 486 amino acids. Gene Ontology annotation, biological process: regulation of transcription by RNA polymerase II. Lineage: Eukaryota; Metazoa; Chordata; Actinopteri; Atheriniformes; Melanotaeniidae. Gene Ontology annotation, molecular function: DNA-binding transcription factor activity, RNA polymerase II-specific; RNA polymerase II cis-regulatory region sequence-specific DNA binding. Gene Ontology annotation, cellular component: nucleus.